ACUGUACAAGUAGUUUGGAGUAUUUUCUUAGUUCGAUAGCUUAGACUUUAGAGUUAGAGGUCUACAUAUUUCGUUUAUGAUGUUCAGUGCUGCAGAUUGGGAGGAUGGCGAUACUGCUGGUCAAGAGACACUCAUGUCUGGCCUCUUCUCUCCCAUCGAAAGUAAUCCAACUCCUAUGAAAUCUACUACCAAAAGGAAAAGAAAUAGAGCGAAGAAGACAGGACAAGGAAGAGGUAUACCUGAAACAUCGACUCAAAGUCCUGAAACUGGUCCGAGCGAGGAUGAUCAUCUUGCAAAUGCAAGAAGAAAGAAAAAGAGAAAGCACGACAGUGAUGGCAGUGAACAGCAGGGAGGUACAGCAAUGGCAGCAGUGACUAAAUCUGGAACAACACAGGAUGGUGCUGCAAAGAAGAAAAGACCAAUACAGACAGCUGGAAAGAACAAAAUCCAGCAAAGAGAAUCAGGACACAUUGUUGCGGAACAAAGUCCGGACUCGAGCAGCGUGCCCAAGCAUAUCUCAGUUAGUGGAAAGCAGCCGAAGACGAGAAAGGACAAGAGCAAGGCUGCUCCGCAGGUAGCUACAUUGAAACCUCAGCGUGGUGCUGUACGGGAUAAACCGUCACACAAGAAGACCGUAGUACAGGCGACACCAGCCAAAGCUGCAGCGAGUAAGCAACACUUGCCGUAUCAAGACCGCAGUGAGAGAUUGCUACAGCAACAGGGUAAGAAGAGCAAGAUGUCGCUGCAAGAGAAGCUGCGGAGUAAGCUAGAUUCGGGCCGGUUUCGGUACGUCAAUGAACAGCUGUACACGUCAACUAGUCGUGAGGCAGUGACGCUGUUCAAGAAAGAGCCAAAGCUCUUCGACAUCUAUCAUGACGGGUUUGCGUCGCAGGUGUCCAAGUGGCCAGUAAACCCAGUGGACGGGAUCUUAGCUUGGCUGUCCAAGAAACCGUCAUCAUGGACUGUUGCAGAUCUUGGCUGUGGUGAAGCAAAGAUCGGCCGUACGGCUCAACAGACAGUGCAUUCAUUCGAUCUAGUGGCAGCCAAUGAUUACGUGACAGCGUGUGAUAUGGCUCAUGUACCACUCGACAACAACAGCGUGGAUGUUGUUGUGCUCUGCUUAUCUUUGAUGGGCACGAAUUUGAAUGACUUUGUCAAGGAAGCAAGGCGCAUUCUACGCUCACGAGGGGUACUGAAAGUAGCAGAGGUGAAGAGUAGAAUCGAAGACAUAGAGGAGUUCUGUGAAGCAAUCUGUGAACAUGGCUUUCAAGUAAAGGAGCAGGAUGAAGGCAACAAGAUGUUUGUGGACAUUGAGUUUCAUAAGUUGGAUGCCCAAUCAGCUUCGCACUCAUCCUACCUAUCACUAAAGCCGUGCCUAUACAAGCGAAGAUAGCAGUGGGAUGUCUAUAGACGGGACAUACCUAACUUUGUGGACCAUACCACCAGUUUCUGCAGCGGAUUCGACCUAGUAGGAGUAAUAGACCUUGUCGGUGUGGAAGAUUGACUCGCAGUCCUCUGCUGUUGUUGACUGGUCUGGUGGUAGUCGGUUGCCGGAACCAAUUAGUGGCUUCUCAUCGCAGGCCUUCACAGUUCUUGGCUAGUAAAAUGCCAUGUCUCCGAUUAGCCUGUCAGCUACUAUCCUAUGGUCGACCCAUAUGAUGUCAUCGUGAUGUCAUCACCUCAGUCACGUGAUCACAUGUUCCCGAUGAUGUGUAUCCGUGGCUCGGCGCAGUGCAUCAGUUUGAACUAUGUUCCUUCGUAUCAGUAUUGUUGCCGUACUGCUGCUGCUGUGCUGGGUGAUAGCCUGCACUCAAUGUGGCCCCAUGCUUGCACCAUACUGGUAGUAGCAUGUGCAUCUCUAGGACUCAAGUCCAGAUCAUGUCACCGUGAGUGGAUACUGUGCGUGCAGGAGCCGCCGCAUAGCAGCAAACUGAGCGAUACGAACCGGAGAAGCUUGCUCUCAGCUCGCAUUGAGUAACAAUGUUACAUCGCUUCGUCAUACUGAGAACUACACUGGUGUCAGCUGUCUACACUGCCUGUGCAGGGCGCAGGGACUCAGUUUGCGCAUUUGAAAGGGAGUUUUCUAUCUUUAUCAUUAGCGUGCAUCACGCUGGUUGGCAUGACGCCGUGUGUACCUGGUGUUCACACUUAGUGACCUACUGAGUGUGUGUAUUUGCUAGGACUACUUGCUAUGUCCUGGUCAUCAUCACUCUCUAUGACUCGAUGUGAAGUGGUUUCUUAUGUUCGACAAAAUCGUUGCCGUUGUUUUCUCCCAGUAGGCGCAACAAUUGCAUGGUUCUAUUGGCCUUCAAUAGUCUAUGAUUGUGGUGCUUGGCUCGCCAUUGGCUUCUGGGACUUUUGUGGUGCUUGGCUCGCCAUUGGCUUCUGG
This is a messenger RNA of Sycon ciliatum, 2389 nucleotides long. RefSeq lists its product as uncharacterized. The transcript has 7 exons. The coding region runs from base 77 to 1393 and encodes 438 amino acids. NCBI's taxonomy places the organism in Eukaryota, Metazoa, Porifera, Calcarea, Leucosolenida, Sycettidae. Gene Ontology annotation, molecular function: rRNA (adenine) methyltransferase activity. Gene Ontology annotation, cellular component: nucleolus. The record is from RefSeq and is a predicted model, not a curated record. Gene Ontology annotation, biological process: ribosomal large subunit biogenesis; rRNA methylation.